AUGUUGUGCUAUUCUUUAAGAAUGCAGAUUUUCAAGAUUUUACCAUUAGUUUUUACGAAACGCGUCCAAGGAGUUUAUCCCCUCCGUACAUGGAGUUGUGCCAGUAAAUCAAAAUCUGGGUGCAAGGUUAGCGAUGGAAUAUCGAAGGCAUAUCCCGUGGUCGAUCAUGUUUUCGAUGUUGUAAUUGUUGGUGCUGGCGGCGCUGGUUUGCGUGCCGCAUUCGGCUUGGUUGAGUUGGGCUUCAAAACGGCAGUUGUUAGCAAAAUUUUUCCAACACGUUCGCACACUAUAGCUGCGCAGGGUGGUGUAAAUGCGGCGCUAGGAAAUCAAGAUGAGGAUGAUUGGCGCUGGCAUUUCUAUGAUACAGUCAAAGGAUCAGAUUGGUUGGGCGAUCAAGAUGCUGCCCAUUAUAUGGCACGCGAAGCGCCACGCACUAUUUUAGAGCUUGAAAAUUAUGGUAUGCCCUUUUCACGCACACCAGACGGUAAGAUAUAUCAACGGCCGUUUGGCGGACAUACUAAACAUUUCGGUAAAGGGAUGGCCCGACGUGCAUGCGCAUGCGCUGAUCGCAUUGGUCAUGCCAUCUUGCAUACUCUCUAUGGCCAAUCACUUGCCUACGACAUUCAUUACUUUGUUGAGUACUAUGUCUUGGAUUUGAUAUUUGAGAAUUUAGCUUGUUGCGGUGUCAUCGCCUUUUGCAUGGAAGAUGGAACAUUACAUCGUUUUCGAGCUCUUAACACCAUAAUUGCUACAGGCGGCUAUGGGCGCGCUUACUUUUCAUGCACUUCUGCACACACAAAUACGGGAGAUGGCAAUGCAAUGGUAGCACGGCAAGGUUUACCAUUACAAGACAUGGAAUUUGUGCAAUUUCACCCGACGGGCUUGUAUGGACCCGGCGUACUUGUUACUGAAGGUUGUCGCGGCGAAGGUGGUUAUUUGGUAAACGCGAAAGGUGAACGUUUCAUGGAAAAGUAUGCUCCGAAAGCAAAAGAUUUAGCUCCUCGUGAUUUGGUUGCACGAUCUAUGACUAAGGAAAUUAUGGAAGGCCGAGGUGUGGGAGCUGAAAAAGAUCAUAUUUUUUUGCAGUUACAUCAUUUGCCACGAGAAAAAUUACUUACUCGUUUGCCGGGUAUAUUAGAAACGGUUAGAAUAUUCACUGGCAUAGAUGCGACACAGGCACCAAUUCCAGUUAUACCGACUGCACAUUACAAUAUGGGAGGCAUACCGACGAAUUAUAGGGGGCAAGUAUUAACCAUCGAUACAGAUGGUAAUGACUGUCCCGUUGUGGGAUUGUAUGCGGCUGGUGAGGUGUCAUGCAAUGUGCAUGGUGCAAAUCGUUUGGGUGCCAAUUCUCUAUUAGAUUUGAUGAUUUGGGGACGUUCCUGUGCUCUACAUAUUUCCGAGAAUUAUCUACCUGGAUGUCCAGCUCAGAAUUUAAAAGAAAAUGCUGGUGAGAUGUCUGUGGCUAAUCUUGACAAAUUGAUUCAUGCUAAUGGUAGUACCACCACUGCGCCAUUGCGUUUAAAAAUGCAAAAGGCUAUGCAUCAGCAUGCCGGGAUUUUUCGCGUUGGUCCUAACCUACAGCAAGGUGUCCAGAAAAUCGUUGCGAUUUUUAAGGAACAAAAAAAUAUACGCGUGGUAGAUAAGUCAUUAAUUUGGAAUUCGGACUUAAUCGAAACAUUGGAGUUACAGAAUUUACUUGUGAACUCCAUGUGCACGAUGGUUGCCGCUGAAAAUCGCAAGGAAUCACGCGGCUCACAUAUGCGCGAAGACUUUAAGGACCGUGUUGAUGAAUAUGACUAUAGCAAGCCUGUUGAUUGUCAAAGGAAAAGACCAAUGGAUGAACAUUGGCGUAAACACAGCUUAACAUGGAUUUGUUGCGAUACUGGCGAAGUCAAAAUUAAAUAUCGUGCCGUCAUCGACACACCUUUAGACAAUAGCGUGGAGCAUGUACCACCUGCUAUUCGCCAAUACUAA
Molecule: messenger RNA, 1977 nt
Organism: Anastrepha ludens (Mexican fruit fly)
Lineage: Eukaryota; Metazoa; Arthropoda; Insecta; Diptera; Tephritidae
Product: succinate dehydrogenase [ubiquinone] flavoprotein subunit, mitochondrial-like
Exons: 5
Coding region: 1-1977 (658 amino acids)
Biological process (GO): mitochondrial electron transport, succinate to ubiquinone; tricarboxylic acid cycle
Molecular function (GO): succinate dehydrogenase (quinone) activity; electron transfer activity; flavin adenine dinucleotide binding
Source: RefSeq, a predicted model, not a curated record